UCCAAUCAUACGGGUGCCCAGGCGCUGCUCAGUCACAGAACGGUGAAAUCGAGAGAGGGGACAACACGCUGUUUGCCCCGCCUGGCUCACUGUAAGGCAAUGACACCGGGAUAAAACACCCGAAGCAAUUUCACUAACUUUUACUUUUGUUUUCUGUACCUGGGAAAAUUUCCAAUCACAGAUCUCAUCUUUUUCUUUCUUUUUUUUUAUUUUAUUUUCUAUAUCCCACGGUGAACGUCAAGCGGCUCCAAGGCUUCAAGUUACACAUAUAGGAGCAGGCUGCAAGUUUCAAAUGGGCAGACCUUUUGCGGCUACUGGCUCACAAGCAUGGGAUUAUUCGUCCAAUGUGGCGUGAAAAUAAGGAUCUGCUGUUGAACGAUGUGAGACGUUGCGCUUCUUGGAUUCUCGCGUUUCUGGAUAUCUUGAAAAUCAUUGGCAACAGUUGAAAAGAGAAGGGAGCAUUUUUAAAGGAAAAAGGAUUGUGUACACUCAUAUUGGGACCAGCUAUGGAUUUACUCCCCCCGAACCCUGUUUUCUGAGAAGUUAUCACUUGUUCUGUUUCUUUUUUUUAUUUCUAUUAUUAUUAUAUAUAUUUUUUUAAAGAAAGUUUUUGCUGAAGAACAAAUAGCCGCAUCGGCUAUUUAAAGUUUUGGAACCCGUCGCUCAGCCCUUGCUUUAUAUUGGACUGGAUUUCAAACACCAUGAACUUUAUUGACAGUUUGACACUAUUAUUUUUGACACUGUCAGCUGUCAAGAGUGCCCACAUACCGAGGGAAACAGAGAGAGGUCCACAUGACGUGAUCCCUUUGUUGGAGGUUAUCAACAAAAGUUCGUGUCAGCCCCGGGAGGUGCUGGUGGAUAUCUUGCAGGAGUACCCGGAUGAGGUGGAGCACAUCUUUAUCCCAUCCUGCGUGGUACUAAAGCGCUGCGCCGGCUGCUGCCUCGACGAGAAGAUGCAGUGCUUCCCGACAGAAACUCGUAACGUCACAAUGGAGAUUAAAAGAUCAAAACCUCUAAGGCAACAAAAUGAUGUUUUCAUGAGUUUUACAGAACACAGCGCAUGUGAGUGUAGGGUAAAGCCAGAAUUCAGAGAAAAGAAAGAAAAAAAACCCCGGACAGGCAAAGGCCUAAAGAGAAAGCGAAAGAAAAACCGUGACAAAACAAUUCACGAUGCUGUCUGUGAACCAUGUUGUGAUAACUGCUCAGAGAGGAGAAAGCGUUUGUUUGUGCAGGAUCCUUCAACCUGCCGGUGCUCCUGCAAACACACAGUUGAAUACUGUAAAGAACGCCAGCUAGAGCUCAACGAGAAGACCUGCAAGAUAUGAAAUAACUUGCCCCUUGCUUUCUACCGCUGAAACUCCUGCAGAUGUGACAAGCCGAGGAGAUGAGAGAGGUGCCAGCACCAGAUGUACAAGAUGAAGGAACAUUUUAAAGAUAUUUCAAAGCACAGCACUUUGACCUUUAUACCCUAAGCUCUUUUCUGUGGAAAGCAUUCCCCCUGCAUGGACAGUACAAAGAGAAAGACUGAAGUUUCCUCCCUCUGUAUAUCUGUGUGUAUAUAGAUAAUAUCAAAAGAAAAAAAGUACAGAUUUGUUAUGCUGCUACAAAAACAAACAACUAAAACCCAUCAUUUGACUAAAAGCGGAGUAGCCGUCAUGUGGUUUUGCGUUUCUAAUAGGCUUUCGAUGCAGAUGAUGUCUAAUUGUCAAUUCAUUGUAUGCGAUUACUUCACUGGAUUUGAGUCUACUGUGGUUAUACAUCAGUCAUAACAAGCAAAACCUCUAGAUAUAUUUAACUUCUAAAACAGUGGGUGAGACUGAAGAAGACAUGGGUGUGCUCUGCUUUUUUAAUAUGAUGGUUGGACUUUCGUUGGCUGACGCUUAUGGAAUGAAAAGACUGGACAAAUGGGACAACGGAUGGAAAACUGUCUCUGCUCAAGAUUGCUUCCCUCUGAGGACAUUGCAGGACUUGCAGACUUUCACAUUUCAAUGUUGCGUUGCUCAGGGGGGGGGGGACUCUGGAAUGAUGGUGCCAUAUACUUUCAAAGGGAUACUGGUCGAUGAUAUAGCAUUUAAUAUUUUACAAUGUUCUACAAGAAAACCACUGAAAAAUCCUAUAUACUGUAGAUUGAUUCCAUUUGAACUGUGCCUCACUCAAUGUACUGAGAAAUCCUGAGUGGUUUUUAAAUUAUUUUUUUUUUUGUUUUCUUUGCGGAAGAGGAGAUUGUUAAAGUUUUCUUUAUUGAACACACUAUCAUUGAUUAGACAUCUUGUCUGAACAUGUACAUAGAUAUCCCUUCGUGCCAUUGUUCAUUCUAGAUAAUUUAUAAUGUUAUAGAUUAUUUUUCAGUAUUCAGUCUUGUAAACAUAUUUAAUUUGGUCUAUUUAUGUAUGCUGUGUUAUGUACUUGUAGCUGUCGUUUUUUUUUUUUUUUUUUUUCAUAUGUGUAAGGUCACUGAUGGCUACUUUCACCAUGGCUCUCAAGGCUUUUCUAUAAAACAAGUUUAAAAAAAAAAAUCAAAAAUAUAUUAACAUUCCCUUAAUUAAUUUUAUGUGGACUGCCUUACCAAUGACAUCUCUAUUUGAACCCCUUUGCAGGGAUGAGUGCCAUGUAGGGUUUUAACUUUUGAGAGUGUGUCUACUGUAUGAAUGGGUGUACUAUUUUUAGCAGCUAAGUAUACAAUACCACAAUACAACCACAAAUAUGAAAUUGGAUCUCCAUUCUGACCGCCAUCAGUCAGAAUUUCUAUAAGAUAUUUUUGUGUCCUCUACACUAUUAACAUGUUUUUGUGUCUAUGUAAAGCAGUAAAGGAUAUUUAUUUUAAAAUCAUGUUGUUUUUAUAUAAAAUAAGGAGAAGGUUGCAGUGUUGAGAAUGCUGUAUUUUCAUCUGGGGUAAUUAGUCAACAGUGUGAGGAUUUUUCUUUCAUGAAACAAAGUGUUACUUAUACAAAUACUUGGAUUCUUUGUGCGAAUGUUAUGUAAAAGAGCAAAAAAAAAAAAAGAAAAAAUAGAUUCCUGCACCCAUUUAAUGACCGACAGACAUUCAGCCAUGUGAAUAAACACGCACUUUAACCAAGUGUACAGUAAUUUAAUCUGUUCAAUUUGAUUACAAUUUUGCAGUGCAAAUUAAGCAUAAAACAAAGUUAAACCCA
Cyprinodon tularosa is the source of this 3152-nucleotide messenger RNA. RefSeq names its product vascular endothelial growth factor Ab (gene vegfab). The transcript has 9 exons. The record is from RefSeq and is a predicted model, not a curated record. Gene Ontology annotation, cellular component: membrane. Gene Ontology annotation, molecular function: chemoattractant activity; heparin binding; growth factor activity. NCBI's taxonomy places the organism in Eukaryota, Metazoa, Chordata, Actinopteri, Cyprinodontiformes, Cyprinodontidae. Gene Ontology annotation, biological process: vascular endothelial growth factor signaling pathway; positive regulation of mast cell chemotaxis; positive regulation of endothelial cell proliferation. The coding region runs from base 702 to 1325 and encodes 207 amino acids.